CGCGCCGCUACUGUGUACUCCGUAGGUACUCAGUAAUCCGAACACAAAAGGCUCUGUGGUAAUCUGGUGUGCGCCGGCAGCAGGUUCUGAUCGGCGCUCUGGUCCUCGAUGCCUUGUAAAGCCUUUCCCUCACCCAGGCUGAACACUCGAGGGAUCACGUCUUGUGCAGCCAACUGCGACCUGCACUGCUCCUAACCCGUUCAAACCCCACCACCUCCACUUAAAGCCGGCCUACUCCCCUCCGAGACGGUGGGUUCCCGGAGACAGAGCUCGCGUUUACACAGCGACUCUAUCUAGCGACGCCAGGGAUCGAGAGCGGCCCGUCGGGUGCGGCGAAGAUGUCGGUGAUCCAACUGGAAGAUCUCGUCUUGUACCAGCUGCGGACCAGCUAUCUCAAUGAUAUUGCCGACGGCGUCGGGGAACGCCUGUUCACCCUGAAUGAGGGCUUCCUCAACUCGGCCCCUUUCAAGUCUGCCGGCUGGCGGGCGAAUCCGGCGCUCAUCAAGCGGACUCACUCUCCGCCAAUCCCCACCGCGGUCGCAUCUGAGUAUUUCCAGACGCCUCGACGCCCCGGCCUAACCCUCGAGGAUGAGGGGGAGGAGGCUGGUCUGUUCGCUGGCGGCGCGGCCGAGCCCGUGGGUCCCAGCAUGGCAACGAAGCGUCGCCGUCGGCGGGAGCAGAUGGACGAGGACGACAGCAGUGAUCUCAGCGACGAGAGCGACGAAGAACCGGACCAGCGCGCUGCUCAACAAAUCAAAUUUGCCAAGAUGCCCGUCCGGAACCGCUCCGGCUCCUCUCCGCUCCAGUCGUCCGCCCUUCGCCAGACGACCACGCUCUCGUCGCCUCGUCCGGCGCCACGGAGGGGAUCGCAGCCUGCGCUCGAGACUGUGAAGGAGAGGGCGCGGCGCGACACCGUCACCAGCAGCGAGGUGUCGUCAGAGAACGAGUUCGAUGCCCCCGGCUUCCACAGGCACCGAGAGGCCGCCCGCGCUGCCGCCGCGCGCGCUGCCAAACCAUCCGUCAAGCUGCACACCGAACCUACCGACGGCGCUGACGGCGUCAAACGCCAAGGGAGCGACUUGCUCGAGGAGGAAGAGGAGGACGACUCGGACGUGUCUGACACGUCUUCGGCGCUGAUCGAGAGCAUCGACUCGGCCUCGAUUCUAGACGCUGUCAAGAACCCUCUCAACGCGUCUCUGCGAGACCUUGUGGUCGGCACCCCUCCGCGGGAGUUUACACGAAGAUCUACGAUUCGGAAAUCAGCAAUGCCGGCUCCGCUGCAGAUUUCCCAAGGGGCGCUGCCGCCGCCACGGCCCAUGAGCACCAUUCGGCCUCUGAGCAUGAUGCAGCCCAAGAGCUUGCUCUCCGCUGCGCUCAAUGCGAAGAAGACCAAACCCGCGCUGCCCUUUGACAGCUUCGCCUCGUUGUCGGGCCAGGGCGAUCCGAACCCCAUCGUGCUUCGCAUCUACGCCCCCUUCUCGAAGACGCCCUCGAAGCCCUUCGAAGUCCUCAUCCGGCGGACGGUCCACCAAGGGGAGGGCGGGGAUAGGCCCGUCACGGUUGCUGACCUGAUCGGCCUGAGUCUCUGGCGCUACAACGAGGAGAAGCUGGAGCCGCCGCUUCCCAGCGAUAAGCUGAACGUCAACUGGUGGACGCUGCGCAUGGUCGAAGAGGACGGCGAGGUUGACGAGGACUUCCCGCCUCUCGACCGCAACAAGGGGCUCAUUUCGUUUACCACGGCGAACAACAAGGCCAGCCGGUCUCGUUCCAACUCGAAGGUCUACGACAUAUUCGCGCUGGCACCAGCCUCGCCCGCCGAGUUUGAGGACAACAAACGCAGCACUCCGCAGUUUGAACAGGAAGCAGCGGCCGAAGAGGACGACAAGGAGGUGACGCCCCGGAACACGCCCCGGCCGGAUGCUCGCAUGCUUCCUCCGGCACAGCCUCGAGAGAACCCGCUGCUGAACACGGCGUACCGCGCGAACACUACGCUGUUCGCGGACAUGCCGCAGUCGACGCAGCCGACAAGCGCGCCUUCGCGCGGAGAGAAGAGGCUGCUGCGCAUCCACAUCCAUUCCUCCGAUAUUGCGCCGGGCCAGAUGAUUACGCUCGACGUGAGCACCGAGACUUGGCUGGCCGAAGUCCUCGACAUUGCCUGCAGGAAGCGGCAACUCGACAAGGCCAAUCACGUCCUCAAGCUUCCGCAUUCCGGGACGGUGGUGUUGCUGGACCGGACGGUUGCCUCGCUCGGCAACGUCACCGACCUGGAGCUGUACCGGCGCCGAUUCGCCACCGACGGGCCGCUGAUGGCCGGAUCGCUCAGCAGCUCCUCUCCCAGGCCGCCGCUCUUCAGCGACAAUGCCAGCUGGACCAAGGCGAGGAAGCCCAAGCUCCUGGGGACGCAUCCGCUGGCCAAGGAGGUGCUAAAGCAGGACGAGCUCGGCGUGGCAUCCAACUACAAGAAAUACACGGUCUGGCGGAAGCAGCCGAUGCGGCUGCUGUCGGAGAAGCUGUUUGCCGUCGAUGGCGAGUACAUUCACAUAAUGCCAGCGUCGGGCGGCAAGCUGGCCCAAGGGGACGGCAAGUCGACCACGGUCCACUUUAGCAACGUGGUGGGCUGCAAGGUGUCGCGGAAGCACCCAACAAACUUCAAGCUUGUCGUCUACAAGUCGACGGAAAGCAAACGAUACGACUUCGUCACGAGCAGCCCAGAGUAUGCGGCGGAGAUCGUCGCGGAGCUCAAGAAGGGCAUCUCGCCUUACCGAGACGUCUGACAGAAGCGGCGUUUGCUGUAAGAUUCCCGGCUGCUCGAAAUACGUGGAAGCAGAAAGACGGGCUUCGGACGGGCUUCGAAAGAAUACUGUGGUACGAAUGGCACCAGGGGGCGUGUCGGGUGGGGCGCGUCGAUGACAUCACGGAAGACGGGGCCGGAACACCCGAAAGGCCGCAUUGGAUGACGAGUCCAAUUAUGACUCGCAACAAGCGGUUGAGAAUUACGGAUCCGUACUGUGGUGCUGUCAGAAUGGCAA
Molecule: messenger RNA, 3029 nt
Organism: Thermothielavioides terrestris NRRL 8126
Lineage: Eukaryota; Fungi; Ascomycota; Sordariomycetes; Sordariales; Chaetomiaceae
Exons: 3
Coding region: 339-2774 (811 amino acids)
Biological process (GO): TORC2 signaling
Cellular component (GO): cytoplasm; plasma membrane; TORC2 complex
Molecular function (GO): phosphatidylinositol-4,5-bisphosphate binding
Source: RefSeq, a predicted model, not a curated record